AUGAUGAUGAAUUAAUUGUCUUUAAUAUUAUUCAUCUCCAUUUUGGGAGUGAAUGGUUAUAUUUAGACUGAGAGGUGGUUUGAACACUAAUUGAUCGAUCAUUACGAUAGAACUAACACAUAGACCUUCAGAUAAAGAUAUUGGACAGUCGAGGAGUACUUCUAGCCGGAAGGAGGGGCAGUAUUAUUUUGGAUCUGCGGAGAGUACACAUGUCCAGGAAUUCGAAAGGAGAGACUCUUUCCAGUGGAAUUAGCGUAGACUCAUAAGGCAUUGAUUGUAGUGUUAGAGCAUAGAUACUACGGUAAGAGUAUGCCAUUCGAUGAAGAUGCCUUAAGGUUAGAGAAUUUAAAAUACCUAGGUAUAAGACAAGCAUUGGAUGAUUUGGCUUAUUUUUAAUUGCAUAUUGUGUAAGGUAAGUUUUUUGGAGUCAGGGAAAGUCAUCCUUGGAUUGCAAUUGGAGGUUCAUACCCUGGGGCAAUGGCUGCCUGGUACAGAUAUCAAUACCCUCAUUUGGUAGUGGGUGCAUUGGCGUCAUCUGCAGUAGUAUAAAUACUUACGGAUUUUCCUAAAUUUGAUACCUAAGUUUAUUUAAGUGCCUUGAAGUCAGGAUAGUAGUGUGCUGAUGAUUUAAAGGCUUUGAAUUAAUAUGCAGAAGACAAUCUGGAUGUAAUAAGAGCAAGAUUGAAUGCACAAAAGUUGAAGGAUGACGAGUUCUUAUUUUAUUUUACAGAUGCUAUCAUUUUAAAAAUUCAAUACGGGGGAAGAACCAAAUUAUGUAAUGAUCUGAAGGGGAAGACGAUCGAAGAAUAGAUGGACUAUUUUAUCAGCAGGACUCUAGUUGAGGAAAAUCCAGAAUCAUAUGGAUCAUAUUAUUUGAAGGAUGACGUCUACGAUGAACAUAAUCUGAGAUCAUCGAGACAGUGGAAAUAUCAAUGUUGCACAGAGGUUGGCUGGUGGUAAACUGCCCCUGAGUAGGACUCUUUAAGGUCUGAUAGAUUAGAUUUAGAGUUUUAUAGAUAAUAUUGUAAGGAUAUUUUCGGAGAGGAAUUGAAGUUAUGGCCAGAUGAGGAUCUAGGAAAUGCUUAUUUCGGAGGAUUUGAUUUGCAGGUUGAUAAUAUCAUCUUUACCAAUGGAGAUGAGGAUCCAUGGAAAUGGGUGAGUAUCAUAGAGGAAAAAGGCAAGUUCAAUGUCUAUCACAUCAAUUGUGCUAAUGCUGGACAUUGUGUGGAAUUGUAUACGCCUACUGAUCAAGAUUGCGAUCAAUUGAAAUAGGCUAGGAUUGAAAUCUCCUAAAUAUUUGGAAAUUGGAUCAGAGAACACUAUUCAAAAUAAGAAUUAUGA
This is a messenger RNA of Paramecium tetraurelia, 1341 nucleotides long. RefSeq lists its product as uncharacterized. The record is from RefSeq and is a predicted model, not a curated record. The transcript has 3 exons. Lineage: Eukaryota; Ciliophora; Oligohymenophorea; Peniculida; Parameciidae. Gene Ontology annotation, molecular function: dipeptidyl-peptidase activity; serine-type exopeptidase activity. Gene Ontology annotation, biological process: proteolysis.